This is a messenger RNA of Nicrophorus vespilloides, 336 nucleotides long. Its product is annotated as endocuticle structural glycoprotein SgAbd-2-like. Gene Ontology annotation, cellular component: chitin-based extracellular matrix. The record is from RefSeq and is a predicted model, not a curated record. The coding region runs from base 1 to 336 and encodes 111 amino acids. Gene Ontology annotation, molecular function: structural constituent of chitin-based larval cuticle. The transcript is spliced from 2 exons. Lineage: Eukaryota; Metazoa; Arthropoda; Insecta; Coleoptera; Silphidae.
AUGAAGGUCGCUAUUGUUGCAUUCGCUUUCUUGGCUGUUGCCUUUGCCGCUCAAUCCGACGAGCAGGCUGAAAUCCUCUCCCAACAAUCCGAAGUCAACUUCGAUGGAUCUUACCAACACGCUUAUCAAACCGCUAACGGAAUCUCCGCCCAAGAACAAGGUGUGUUGAAGAACGCCGGAAGCAAGGACGGUGAAGCCGAAGAAGUCCAAGGAUCUUACCAAUACACCGCUCCAGAUGGUACCCCAGUUACCACCACCAGUACCAGCUGCUAUCCUCAGGGCUUUGGAAUACAUCCGUACCCACCCACAAGAACCAGAAAAGAAAUUCUAAAUUAA